Trypanosoma conorhini is the source of this 774-nucleotide messenger RNA. RefSeq lists its product as uncharacterized. The transcript has a single exon. Lineage: Eukaryota; Euglenozoa; Kinetoplastea; Trypanosomatida; Trypanosomatidae. Bases 1 to 774 code for a protein of 257 amino acids. The record is from RefSeq and is a predicted model, not a curated record.
AUGGAGCGACGCCUUCAUCGCACGGCCAUGGCACAGGUGUUGGAUGCGCUGAAUGUGCAGCGGAAGGCUGCCCUGCUCUCCCUGCCGCUUGAGGCGUCUCUGUCGACGAGUCCUGCGUGUCCUGCGCCACCGUCGCCGGCGUCGCGGCUGCUCAGCAGCCAACUGGACACGGAAAAGGCGCUAAUGCCGUUUCUGCGUGACGCGGUUGUGCGGGCCCUUGAGCCCUCGCCGCAGGCUCGUGCGGGCGGCAAGACGACCUCCGAGUGGCCUGAGGUCGGCACCUUGAUGGAGGGCCGCCGUCUCGUCGGCAUCGAUCUCGCCUGCACGCGACUGUCCGGCACGUUUAACCGCAGCGACCUCUCCGGGGCCGACUUGACUGGCGCCUUUGCGGACCACAGCACGUUUAACUUGGCCCGAAUGCAGGGCUGCAGUUUGGCAGGCGCGCAGUUUCAUUCCUGCACUUUCCUCGCGGCUGACGCUGCGGGCGUGGAUGCGCGGCGUGGGCGCUUUUCGCAGUGCGUCUUCUGCCGCGCCAACUUGAUCGAUUGGGACGUGCGUGGGGCGUCCUUUUACCGCUGCGUCUUUACCAUGAGCGACCUGAGCAGGUGGGUGUACGACGCCCAGACGACGGUGAUGGAGCCGGUGGAUUGGGGCCGUUGCCGGCGCCUCGACUGGACGACCCCCGCGGCCGGGUGCGGGGAUUGCCGCGUGGUGGGCAAAGCCGGCGGGGCCCUUUCGCUGCCUCCCCGAGCACCGCCACCCCUGCGCAGCUGA